AUGGCAAUCUCCUUAGCGUCGUUGCAAAGCUGGGUUCUUCUGCCAUUUUUCCUCCUGUUCCUGGCCAUCUAUCUCAUCGGCUACUUCAUCGUUUUCCGUAAACGCAAUCCCAAGAUCCGAUCCGAAUUCACCAGCUGCCUGAUCUCGCUCUUCCACGGCACUCCUGCCGCGCUCCUCGGCAGCGCUGCUCUUCUCACAGACACCCAGCGGGGCUUUGCGGCACCCAACACGGCUUUCCAGAAACUGGUUCUUGAUUUUAGCGCCGCCUACUUUCUCAUGGAUCUACUCCACUACCUGGUGUUUUUCCCCAACGAUGUGCUCUUCAUUGCGCACCACGUUGCCACACUCUUUGUUGUCCUCACGUGCCGCCACGCCGUUUCACAUGGUGCCUUCUCUGUCCUCGUGCUUCUCGUUCUUGCUGAAGUCACCAGUGCGUGCCAGAACACAUGGACCCUCGCCGGUGCCCUCCGUGGGGAGGACCCUUGCGCGGACAAGCUUUAUGAUGCGCUGUCGCCGCCGUUUUACACGGUUUACUCUGUUGUGAGAGGUUUCGUUGGACCCUAUUUCAUGUACCGGAUGGUGGUGUUCUACGCGAGUGGGGGUGCGAGUGGGCUUGUUCCUGUUUGGGCUUGGAUUUCUUGGGUUUUGGUGGUUGUUACAGCCAUUGGGGUUAGUAUCAUGUGGAUUUCUAAUCUUUGGGUUCAAUUCUUUAGGGAAAAAAGGGAUAAAUUAUUAGAGCAGAAAAUUAAAUAG
This is a messenger RNA of Sphenostylis stenocarpa, 753 nucleotides long. The record is from the annotation of a GenBank genome assembly. Lineage: Eukaryota; Viridiplantae; Streptophyta; Magnoliopsida; Fabales; Fabaceae.